AUGGAAAGAUACUCUUUUCCAGAUCUUGCUCCAGAAGAUAUAUAUACACAACUAAAAGAUUCCCUUGGCAUCACAAUUUCAUCUCUAGAAGAAAUUCUUCGGCCAAGCCCAAACGCAAUCAAAAUCAUUUACAUUCAACUGCUUCAAAUAGUCUUCCACAAGCAAAGGGAUGAUUUUCUACUCAUAAAAUCAUGCAAUCCAAAGCUAAACAAGAGCGUAGAACUUCAUGAUAACGCAAUUUCCUAUCUAAAUCUCUACAAGCAUCUCACAAGAGUCUUAUCACAAAUAGGCUGCAAAGCAGAUCCCUUAAGAAUAACUGAUUUAACUACCCCUGACCCCAGAAGGACAGUAAGGUUUUUAUCAGCUUUUAUAAACUUUAUUAGGUUCAUGAUUGAAGAGCAAGAACUUAUUUUUGUGCAAAACCCUGAAACAACACUAUCGAGAGUAGCUGCUGAAGAAUGCAAUAAAACUAAAGAGGAAUACGAGAGAAAAUAUGCUGAAGUACAAAUGCUCAAGAAACAAAACCAAGAAAAGUUCCCGAUAAUAGAGCAGAAAAAAGUGAAAAUCGAUCAGUUGGGAAGAGAAAAAGAAAAAAUUGAAAAUGAGAGGAAAAAAAUUGAAAAAGAAGUUAAAGUUUUAGAAGCGGAAGCGGCUGGGCUAAAUGAAGCAAUGUUUUAUCUUACUCCCCCCCCUCCGUGAGUGAACAAAACCAUUAGAAAAAUCGCUAUUUUUUGCCCAAAAAUCCACCCUCCGUGAGUGAACAAAAAUUGUUUUAAUAGAAAAAAAUUUUGAUAUAAAAAUGAUAAUUAGUAUAAGAAAUCUCGAGCUAAUUCUGUUUAAUUUUAAAUAAAUUGCUUUUUAAAACAUAAAUUUUUUAUAAAUUAAAUUAAUAUUUGCUUUCUAAUUUUUGCGAAUUAGGAUUUUUUUAAAUUUUCGAAAAAAAAAUAUUUUUUUUUUAUGAAAUUUAUAUAUAAUUUUUUUAAAAAAAAUUAUUAACCCCCCUUGUUCACUCCCGGAGGUUGGGGAGUUAUAAUUCUGAUACGGAGAUAAAUCAAGAAUACUCUAAAUUUAGAAGCGAAAACGAAGGAAAUUGUGAUGAAGAAGUUAUGGAAAAAAUAAAAUAUAUGGAAAAAGUUAUAAAUAUUGUAAAAGAAGCAAAAUUACUUGUAGAAAAUUGUGAAGAUGUAAAGAAAAAAUGUGGCGAGCUUGAAAAUCAAGUUUCUGUGCAGAAAAAGCAGGCCAAAGAUCUUGAAGAGUCUAUUGCUUUGAUAAAAAUGGAUUUGCCAUCUUUUGAUAAUAUCGAAAGUCUCGCCAGUGAUGCUAGCUUACUAAGGCUGGGAGACUUAAUAAAAGAAAAGCAAACAGAGAAAACUUAUCUUUUGCAGGAAAAAGAAAAUUUGGAGCAGGAAUUAGUUGACAAGCGAGACCAACUCUCAUCAUUAAAAGACCAAUUUAGCUCGAAGAAAGCUAAAUAUCAAGAAGAAAUAAAAAUUUUAGAAACAGAGCAUUCGAAGAUAAUAAAGAAAGCUGAAGAAUAUAAAGAAAAAGUCGUUAGCAUGAUUAAAAAAUCCCAAGUAGAGCUUGAGAAUAAAGAAAAUUAUUCAUAUAGUAAAUAA
Blepharisma stoltei is the source of this 1616-nucleotide messenger RNA. The record is from the annotation of a GenBank genome assembly. Lineage: Eukaryota; Ciliophora; Heterotrichea; Heterotrichida; Blepharismidae.